AUGGGCAACGGAUUCAAAAAAGUGAAGGCGUCCUUCGUGGGCUCGCACAAAAACAGCGAUAAGAUACCGCAAUGGCUCAGAGCACACGGUGGCGAGUACUCGAGAGAGAUUGAUGAAUCUGUCACACAUCUCAUAGCUACAGAGUCAGCCAUGGAGAACAAUGGAGCAGUCGAGAGAGCCAGACAACUCAAAAUCAAGAUUGUCAAUUACGACUGGCUUGAGGAUUCGUUGAUGUCCAAGCCUUACAGACCUAAACGCGAAGGACCCUACUUAUGGGAUCGGAUACUAAGAGAGCGGGACGACAGCUACAGAGUCACAAAGGAUGGUAAAAAGGGGCGCAGAGGCGUUGACAUCGAGAAGAUUCUUGGGGAAUUUCAGAAAGAAGCGCAGGCUGUCAUCUCCGACAUGGAAAAGUUGGGAUACCAUCUCUACGUCGAUAGAAGCACUGGGUCCAGCUACUCUGCGACCUUGGUGCGCCAUACACUUAUCAAAAAUCGUUCUCGGAAAGAAACUUUUGUUGCUAGAGUCUAUGAAACAAACAAAGAGCCGCACACUUAUACCACAUUCGUCAAAUAUACUCGCGUCGGAGUGGCAAGCAAAGAUAUGCUUGCACCAAAAGGGAGUUCUCUGGAGCAGGCUUUAUUCGCGUUCAAGAAGUUCUUCCGUGUGAAAACCGGGGUGGAAUGGAAGGACCGUUAUGAUGAUUCGAAAUUGCUUGUGAGCCCAAAAGCUAGUACGAAUGGGGAAUCACUACUCCAGCCUUCGGAAGGAGCCUGGUUUCGAUACGAGCGUCCUGGAGGGCUGAUGGGUGCGUUGAACAAUGAUGCAGUAUCAGUGAAUGAUCAGGAUGUCCAAGACGACGAAGUUUCUCGGGCUAAAGCGGAGGAUGUUGAGGAGAACAAGGAAGACGAUACUACGCAGUCUGUGUAUUGA
Talaromyces amestolkiae is the source of this 933-nucleotide messenger RNA. RefSeq lists its product as uncharacterized. The transcript is spliced from 5 exons. The record is from RefSeq and is a predicted model, not a curated record. Lineage: Eukaryota; Fungi; Ascomycota; Eurotiomycetes; Eurotiales; Trichocomaceae. The coding region runs from base 1 to 933 and encodes 310 amino acids.